CGCACUAGGUGGACCACGAGUCUCGCAAUUUACGGUUACCACAUAAGGAGUGAGGGAAAAGGGAAAACCUGACAGGAAAUCCUGUCUGAUUCAGCCGUUCUCCCCGAAGUCGCCUCGAAAGAGACGACGUUUCUCGAGUCGUCAUGUGGCGCCUUGCUCGCGUUGCUUCUAGAUCAGCAUGCCACGCGCCGUAUCUGAUAUCGGAGUCGCUAGCUGCUGCUGGUGGGGAGAGUUGGGCUGGCGGCUGCAUAACCGGUUUAGUUUCAGACGCCACUCCCGUCUUUCGCAACAUCAGGCUCCUGGCGAGUGCUCUACGUGAAUCCACGUCGGCAUCAUCGUCAGCAGCAGCGAGCAUAUCACCGCCAGUUGCUGAUACAGGAGGACCGCCAAGACCUAGCAGCGGUGCUACAGACCCCCCACUACCAGCGGCAGCAGCACCACUGCUAGCAGCGUCAGGCACAGCAGCAGCAGCAGCAGCAGCAGGGGUGGAGAGGUGUUUGACGUGGCGAUCGUUGGUGGGGGUCUCAUUGGCGCUGCUGCAGCGUGUGCGCUGUCCACAAGUCGGCUAACGCGAGACCUCCGCAUCGCUCUGAUCGAUGCUGUUCCCCUCAGCCAGACACCGCAAACAACUACCACGACCAGCAGCAGCAGCAGCAGCAGUAGCAGUCCCGCACCUGAUGCCAGGGUGAUUGCCGUCAACCCCUCAUCCAUCGACCUCCUGAAACGUGUGGGGGUUUGGAAUGACAUUGCGUCUGACACUGUUCGUGCUGCUCCGUUCCAACACAUGCAGGUGUGGGACUUUGCCGGCCCAGGUUUCAUUCGCUUCAAUGCUUCUGACAGCCGACUCCCGCACCUAGGGUACAUAGUUGAGAAUAAGCUGAUCGUAUCUAGCCUCCUUCGAAGAAUACAGGCCCAUCCCUCAGUCUCUCUCAUCGCUCCAGCAAAGCUCCAAACCAUCAAAUGGCCAAAGCCAUAUGACUCCUUUCCCACUGUCACUCACAAUUCAGUCAAAUCUGAAUCAGGGCCUCUUGGCCCCUUAGGCAGCAGUGGGGACGGGGAUGGGGAUGGGGAUGGUUUAGCAGAGAUCCACUUUGAGAGUCGCCCACCCAUUCAAGCAAGGCUUGUGAUCGGAGCCGAUGGUUCUCGAUCUCGUGUCCGCUCCCUUGCAGGCCUCCGCACCGUCGGAUGGCCGUAUCACCAGCGAGGUGUGAUCUCCACCGUCGAUCUCGCCUCUCCCAGCAUCACAGCCUGGCAGCGGUUCCUCCCCUCAGGCCCCCUCGCCCUCCUCCCCCUGGGCGAUAACUUCAGCAAUGUUGUGUGGUCAACCACCGAAGAGCACGCCCUUAAGCUACAAUCUAUGAGCCCAGGAGAAUUCGCUGGUGCGGUUAAUGAGGCGUUCCGGAAGGACUUUGCUUCGCCUGGGCUAUCCCAAGGGACUUUGAAGCUGCCUUUUGUGCCCUCGUCUGCUGCUGCUGGUGCUGCUGGUGCUGCCGCUGCUACCUCGGGUGCUGCUGCUGCCGUGGCAGCAGCUGCCAGUGCUGUUUCUGCUGCAGCUGCCGCAGCAGGGAAUCUUGCUGCGGCCUCCCUAUCCUCUGCGCUUGCAUCAGCAACCCCCUUACAGUCACUCUUUGCACAAGCCCCACCAAUCCCUUAUACAGUUCAGGUGCUGCUGAUCAGUUCCAGAUCCCUCCAGAAGUUUUAUCUGCCCGGAGCAAGGUUCUUUCUUUCCCAUUGUCGCUGCAGAAUGCAGGCUCUUAUGUUGCACCAAGAUGCGUUCUUGUGGGGGAUGCAGCGCACACGGUGCACCCGCUGGCAGGUCAAGGAGCUAACCUGGGCUUUGGGGAUGUUACGGCGCUUGUAACGGUGCUAGAAAGGCUGGUGGAAGUUGGGGAAGAUAUUGGAGAGGUGUCGCUUUUGCAUUCGUAUGAAAGGGAACGCCAAGCUGCUAAUAUAGCCAUGAUGGGGGCGAUGGACUUCUUGAAGAGAGUGUUUGCCACGGACACAUUCCCCGUGGCGAAUGCACGUAGUGCAGGGCUUUCUAUCCUCAACUCGUCGCCGCUGGCUAAGCUAAACUUUGCCGCAUUUGCGUCAGGCACUAUUCUUUGAGAAAUGUUGGUUUUCUUGUGAAGGGUUUUUGUAAUCGACUUUCUUAUCGUCG
Closterium sp. NIES-67 is the source of this 2158-nucleotide messenger RNA. NCBI's taxonomy places the organism in Eukaryota, Viridiplantae, Streptophyta, Zygnematophyceae, Desmidiales, Closteriaceae. The record is from the annotation of a GenBank genome assembly.